AUGAGCAUUCCCACAAAUGUUAGUUGGUCGUUCAGAUACAUAUUGAGAGUAAGACCAAGUGUUCUUCACCUCUUUACUGGCCCGAUUCACAAUCUGAGUGUAAGAAGCAUUCGGGAUAACUUGCGUAUCAUCUUUCCCAAAGUUUCUUGGCAGUAUCUAGUGUGGUUUCCUGGGCGUAUUCCUAAACACAACAUCAUUGUGUGGAUGGCCAUUCUUGAUCGUCUCCCUACUCGGGUUUGGCUUUUAAGAAUGGGCCUAAGUAUCGUGGAUGUUAAAUGUCUUAUGUGUGGUAUUGAGCCUGAGUGUAGAGACCAUAUGUUCUUUGGCUGCAAUUUUGCAAAGGACCUAUGGGGGGCAAUACUCGCUUUAUGUGGUGUGUAUCGAGGGGCUUGUAGCUGGGAAAGUGAGUUAUCUUGGGCGACCUAUUGUUUCAAGGGCAAGUCUCUCAUUGCGAGAGUGUUCCGACUUGCUUGGGCGGGUCAUGUUUAUAGCAUUUGGAAGGAACGGAAUUGCAGGCUCUAUGGAGGUAGUGCUCGAUCAGUGGAUGCGCUGCUGCAGGAUAUCAAAGCUGUUAUUCGGAUUCGGUUGGAGAGAAGUACCAUUUGUAGAUCUGACGAGUGUAAUGCUGCUCUCUGUGCUCGUUUGGAUAUUGCUUAG
Molecule: messenger RNA, 657 nt
Organism: Hibiscus syriacus
Lineage: Eukaryota; Viridiplantae; Streptophyta; Magnoliopsida; Malvales; Malvaceae
Exons: 1
Coding region: 1-657 (218 amino acids)
Source: RefSeq, a predicted model, not a curated record